CCGAGGAAACCGAGGGAAGCAUGGAGAGAGAUGACUGAAACUGCAGACAGAGUUAACAUGUUAGCCUGAAGUGAGUCAAAGAUCUUCUUUUCUUCCCAUGUUAAGACCAUGCGUGUUUUCUCCGACCUUUGUGCUUCUCCAGAAACCCUCCAGUCCUUCCCAGCCGGAGCAGGAGACCCGACCCCUGCGUUAGGACCGGCCCUCUUCACGGCCGUCGCCUUCUCCUCCAGAGGAUCGUCAGACCUCAUCACAGACCCGAUGAGCCACAGGUCACCUCCGCAGCAGACUUCGGUGUUCAGCAGGCCUGUCCAGUCUUUAGAGGGGGCAGAGGACGAGCCCAAAGUUUCUCUGGAAGAAAGCGACCUUUGGAGACAGUUCCACAGAUACGGGACCGAAAUGGUUAUAACCAAAUCUGGGAGACGCAUGUUUCCACCGCUCAGAGCCAGAUGCACAGGGAUGGACAGUCAUGCCAAGUACAUUCUUCUGAUGGACAUAGUGGCAGCGGACGACAGCAGAUACAAGUUUCAUAACUCCUGCUGGAUGGUGGCGGGGAAGGCGGAUCCUGAGAUGCCCAAACGCAUGUACAUCCACCCGGACAGUCCAGCAACGGGUGAGCAGUGGAUGUCCAAAGUGGUCAGCUUCCACAGACUGAAACUGACCAACAACAUAUCGGAUAAGCAGGGGUUUACGAUUCUCAACUCGAUGCAUAAAUACCAGCCGCGCUUUCAUAUUGUGAAGGCUAAUGACAUCCUGAAGCUUCCUUUCAGCACCUUUAGGACAUACGUCUUCUCUGAGACAGCAUUCAUCGCAGUAACGGCUUACCAGAAUGAUCAGAUCACGCAGCUGAAAAUAGACAACAAUCCUUUCGCUAAGGGCUUCAGAGACACGGGCAAUGGAAGGAGAGAGAAGAGGAAACUGCAGCAUUUACCAGUAAAGUCUAAAGAGACACCAGUGAACAUAAACCUGAUUCAGGACAGUGAAUGUAAACCUGUGAUAGACUCCUCGCUACAGUUCUCUGUAAACUCCACAUCUUCAGAUUCUCAUGAAAGUGGGCGUGGCAAAGACAACAAUGUUGAGGACAAUCCUGAAGAAGAAGAUCACAUCACCCAGCAGGAAAAUGGAACACAGUCCAGAGUUUCAUCAACAGAAAUAACAGCACAAAGUCACCUCAGUGCAGAGGAAGAAAUGGACACCAGUAAGAGCCAUGAUUCCCCUGACUUAGCUGAUUCAGCUGGUUGCUGCCAGCCACAAUGCUUAGAGCGGGAUCGGUUUUGCAAAUUAUGCAGCAGUCUCCCUCACAGUUGUGUUUAUCCACCAAAACUCCUGGAGCAUGCAAUGCUGUGUGGACUGAGCCUGACAGCCCCUAUAAGGACUCCAGGAUCUCCAGGCUUUCACACCAGGCCACCUCAGCAUCCGCUGGUUCAGGACCUGGUGAGCUUUUCACAAUCUGGAGCCUUUCUGUUUUAUCCCUACUGGAGCUUUACAGCAGCAUCAGCUCCAUAUCUCUUCCCACCAGCACCAUCUGGAGUGGAUUUCAGAGCCCUUUCCAGUGUCCACAGCCGGGGCUACCUCACUUCUCCCCUCAUGUCUUCUGUUUCUUCUGUGAGUGGUGGGGAAUUUAAAUAUUUUACCCCUGACUUGCUUUUCCCACCCAAAAUAGACCAGAAGAACUCACUGGGCAAAGCAGAUGUGGACUGCAGUAAGGAGGAGUUCAAAACAGAGUGAAAAUCUAACUUGUGACUUAUAGCUGCUAAUGAAUGUGCCUGCAUGUGAUCUGACCCCCCCUCACCUACAGACUGGUAAGGCUGCCAUUCCAAGGAUCUGCCACUGUAUACUGAAAAGUUUCAUUCAUCAGCCUCCGUUACUGAUGACUAAAGAGCAUCUCAUUUCAAUACAUGAUAACAUCAUACAUGAUUGAGGUGAAGUUACAUGUGGAUACUAAAGAUGCUUAGAAUCAGAAAGUUCUACACUGAGUUACAUGAGAAACCCUCCAAAAAAUAACGUCUCCAUAAAAUAAAAUAAAAAGUAAUGGUGUUUCAUCACCAGAUGAAACUUGCUGUAAAGUUUAGCCAGCUACUGAGCCAACAACAGAAAUGACAAAGACUAUAUCACCAAAUAAUGAAGUGGUACCUUGUGUAAUUGGUUUAAAAAAAGAAACUGCCUCUGCACCUUCAUUAAAGUACUCAAUAUUUUAAAUGUUUUUUCUUGAUUUCCUAUCUUCCCUCUUCUUCUUCCUUCUUUCUUGAAUUUUUUAGAGUUAAAAAAAAGUUACUUGUACUACAGUAAAAAAGAGAAGAGACCCCAUGGUUCUUUGCCUCUGAUUUCUCAGGCUGGCUGGGUGACCAGCGCCUGGAAGAGGUAGUGCCAAACUUACUCCAUGUCAGAAUUUAUUUAUUUAUUUUUGCCCCAUUAGUUGUUACCGCAGUAACGACUAUUCCCCCUGGGGUCCA
Messenger RNA from Cheilinus undulatus (humphead wrasse), 2450 nucleotides. It is a transcript of the gene tbx3b, whose product is annotated as T-box transcription factor 3b. NCBI's taxonomy places the organism in Eukaryota, Metazoa, Chordata, Actinopteri, Labriformes, Labridae. Gene Ontology annotation, cellular component: nucleus. The record is from RefSeq and is a predicted model, not a curated record. Bases 109 to 1725 code for a protein of 538 amino acids. The transcript has 7 exons. Gene Ontology annotation, molecular function: DNA-binding transcription factor activity, RNA polymerase II-specific; RNA polymerase II cis-regulatory region sequence-specific DNA binding. Gene Ontology annotation, biological process: regulation of transcription by RNA polymerase II; positive regulation of DNA-templated transcription; cell fate specification.